This is a messenger RNA of Salmo salar (Atlantic salmon), 3306 nucleotides long. The record is from RefSeq and is a predicted model, not a curated record. Lineage: Eukaryota; Metazoa; Chordata; Actinopteri; Salmoniformes; Salmonidae.
AUCUAAGGUAGAGGGGAGAGAGAGAGACACAGAGAGAGAGAGGGAGAGAAGGAAACAGAGAGGGGCUGAUGCCAGGCUGAUAUUGGGUGAGGAGUGUGUGAAUGUGUGUUUGAAGGGAGCUCUGAGUGAAUGUGUGUUUGAAGGGAGCUCUGAGUGAAUGUGUGCAUAUGAGUGUGUGUGCGAGCAUGUGUGUGUAAGAUCAGGAAGCGGAACACAGUAGAGACCUAGAAGACCUUGAAGAAAGAUGGAGGACAAAGAAUGCAACAGCGGUGGCUUCAUGAGGCUCCUAUCAGAGGAGAGCUGUAGCUCCACUGUGACAGGCGAGUCGUGUGUCAACUACCAGACUGAGAUCUUCAACCAGCUCCCCAGCUCUCUGGCCCGACGACGGACCCACCACCACCACCAGGACAGGGGGACCAUAGAGACAUCGCACCCAGUAGAGAAGCACCCUGAACUGGCAGGAGAAGCCAGAGACAGGGCCUCUACCCAGCCGAUCAGGAGCCUGCCGGUCUGUAUGCAGAGGAAGAGAGAGGCAAGGGACCUGAGGCACCUGCAGACGCGUACUGUUGGCCGAUGGGAGUCAUGGAAACGGAACCAGAGAAUAAACAGGAAGAGGCUUGGGGAGCAGGUGGGCGAGGCAAUGUCAAGGCUUUUGCCAUGGAGCAGCACCCUCCACACCAUUGAAGGAGGGACUAUACUCAUACCCACAGUCGUCUAUGACAGCGAUGCUGACAGAGGACUACUGAGGUUCGAGGGCAAUGACUCGGUUUUGGACUUCUUCGUUGGUUCGGGUUUUCUAGAACGUUCUCCAGUAUUCUAUGGGUUCUAUGCACGUAGUUCUCUGGACCUGCUGUGUCUGAACACGCCCCUCCUCUUCCUCCUCGGAACCCUCACCGUCCUCAUCCUCAGUCUGGUCAUGGUGGUCCGCAGGACGGUUGUAGGCUACAAGCACACGUGGUUGCUAGGCAACCGCUACAACAUCCACAUGAGCUACAAGGUGUUCUGUGGGUGGGACUUCUGUAUCCAGGACCCCGAGGUCGCCGACCUCAAACUCAGCUUCAUCAGGAAUGAACUGAAGUUAUACUUAGAAGAGGAGAGGUUCCAACAGCGGGAAGCAAGGAGGACGUUGGGUCAGUGGGCACGGCUCUACUUCCUGCGAGGGCUGCUCCACUUCCUGGUCCUGGUUCUACUGGGCGGAGCCUUCUGUCUCAUCUACCAUGCCACCAAAGCCUCACAGGCGGAGAGGAGUGGAGACUAUUUGAUCCUCACGGUGCUUUUCCAGUACCUUCCUCCCAUCGUCAUCACCCUGGUCAACUUCUUCCUGCCUCACGUCUUCCGCCAUAUCUCUUCCUUCGAGGAUUACUCCAUCACCACCCAGGUCAAUGCUACCCUCGUCAGGAGUAUCUUCCUGAAGUUGGCCAGUCUGGGGAUGUAUCUCUUCUUCCUCUUCCAAAACAGCCAACAGGAUUGUUGGGAGAAUCAGUUUGGUAAAGAGAUGUACAAGCUCGCUGUGUUCGAUUUCCUCGCCUGUUUCUGCAACACCUUCUUCAUCGCCUAUCCUAGAAAGUGGUUGGUGGACAGGUACCCAUCGUCUUGGCUGGCGCGGUUGUCGGGGAAACAGCAUUUCCUGAUCCCGUUCAAUGUUCUAGACCUGGUGUACAGUCAGACGGUCACAUGGGUAGGACUGUUCUACUGUCCCAUGCUGCCAUUUAUAGAGACAGUCAAACUGAUGGCCAUUUUUUACAUCAAGAAGUUGACAGUUCUCCAGUGCUGUGUUCCGGCCCAGAGAAUGUUCCGUGCCUCUAGUUCUUCAGUUCUGUUCCACUUCAUGUUACUACUGGGUCUCAUCAUGGCAGUCAUCACCCUCGGAAGUAACCUACACAAGUUCGAACCUUCCUCCAGCUGUGGUCCAUUCGUGGGUAGCGCUACAGUGUUUAAUGUAACAGCUGUGUGUGUGGACAGUCUACCAGGACCGGCCCAGUCCACCCUGAGAUACCUGUCCUCAGAGGCCUUCGUUCUGCCGGUGAUACUGGCGCAGAUUGUUGUCCUGACCUCCUUUGAGUCGCGGAGGAGAGCCAAUGGAAAAGCCAUCGAGAGACUGAAGGACAUGCUGGUGAUGAGCACCUCAGAUAAGCAUUUUCUGCUGAAGCAGCACACUCUCUCACUCAGACGCCAGAAGAAAACCUUCAAGGCCCCCACCACUGUUUCAGGCACUAGAGAGGGCAGCCCUACCACCAUGAAAGACCCCUCAGCAGGCAUUGGAGAGGACAGCCAUAUCGCUCAACUGAAGGACCCCUCUGCACAGCCUACAGGCGAUGACAUAAAGAUAGAUAGAGGACUCUAGUGCCCAGAAGCCAGUUUUGGCAUGUGCAGCGACAUUUGGGACUUUCACCAUUCGGAAGUAGUCAACUGAGUGGAACUACCUAUGGUUUAAGGAACAUGAUUCCAUCCAGGUCAUCAGGAGGGUUCAACCAAAGAAUUAUACUUGUGAGGAAACAUUCCAUAACUGCAGGUAGCUGUAAAUUGCCAACCUUGGCUUUAUACCUGUUCAAACAAUACACUCUAGGUGGCAGUAUGUACCCUUUCAGUUUGUUUACCAACUCAUAGAAGUAGUAGAAGAAGAAAAUUAACUACUUCGAAAUGAAGAUUGCCUCAAUGGCUCUUCCCAUGCUACCACAGACGCCCUAUUGGGACAGAUACACUGUUGUGUUCUCUAACUAUCUCUAUGCAGCCCAGAGAGAUAGAAAUAGAGCCCACCACCUAUCAUUGUGUCAAAUGCACCCUCUAUCCAACUCUAUGGAGCAGACAUAGCCAAAUGGCACCAUAUUCCAUAUUUAGAUCACAAAAGUAGUAGUAGAUGUGACCUUUGAGCUUUUUGUCACUCCCUAACAUUCAGGGUUUACUGCUCUGGGCUCUACCUAAAUGUCAUAUACAGUAUUAAGAACAACAAGAGUAAAGUUACAGUACUAGUGUUACUGUACUGAUGUGUUUAGUGGCUAUGAUGCAGUUGUAAAAGCUUAACUCUCAGGUAUGUGGUAUCAUUGGGGAUGAUGUUGCUAUAUAGGCUGUACCUGUAAACAGCGUUAAGGACAGAGUACUACUAAUGUGUACUGAUAGAAUACAGAUGUGUUUAAUGGUUUUAAAUAUACAUGUAAAAGCUCUUACUAUGAAGUAGAUGUUGUUUCUGCAACAGCUUGAGUUUUUUUUUAAAUACAUAUUUUACAUUUGAUCAUAUACUGUUUUUAAAUGUGAACUUCUAUGAAUGAAGUUAUAAAAAAGCUUCUAUUAAAAGGCUGUGUUAUGUCA